CUUUUCCAGACUUAAAGCGGAGCUUUAUGCUGCAGCUACAGCUGAAUGAAUCCAGCGUACCCUGCGUCUACACAUGCUGAGUGAUACAGAGUAUCAGCAAGACACUGCCGGCAACUGAGAGCCACUGAUUAAAAGAGAAACGGCAACGGAUCUGGUGCUGCCUCUAGUACUCUCUGUCUUGCCCUCCCUCUUUGGGACAGACUGCAAAGGAGGAUAGAGAACAGGGAGGCACUAUCCACAAGACUUCUCAAGCUUGUUUAGUCCAUGCUCCUGUUUGACUUUGUGCUCUGUGCUUAGUCUUGUGUGGCCCCUCAACACCCCUCCCUCAGACCCAUCCCGCCCAAGACAGAAACACAUAGACACCCAGGAAACAAGCAGACAUACAGACCAUUGGCAGACAAGUGAGCAGACAGUCUGAGAUGGAUUUGCAACUAGGUAGAAGAUCAAUUCUGCACAGGUGUGCACAAUCCGGUGAUGUAUUUCAUGCAGGUCUGGUCGUCACACUUCUGCUCGGAGUUUGGUAUGCUCAGGCAUUGGAGGUGAAUACAGGGAAGGUUAAUUUUGUUGAAGUGAUGAAUGGAAGUUCAGUGCUUCUACCCUGCACUUACUCAAGCUGCAUUGGCAUUAAAAACCUUUACUUUAACUGGCAGUACAAGGACAAUGGAACACUGAUUAAGCUCUGUGAGGCAGUUAUCCCAGCAGAAGGAAUAGAACCUAAUGUGAAAAUCUAUCAUGAGCGAGUGGCGUUUGUUGGCUCCAGUAAGGAAAACAACAUCUCCAUCCUGCUGCAUAACGUCACCUUCGAGGACCAGGGAGAGUACAUCUGCUUCGCCCUCAACCCCAAGGAGAAGGGCCGUAACCAUAGCGCAGUUUUCACUCUUUUUGUAGUGGAUGAAUUGAAAGAGGUGGACAACACACUGACUAUCAUCAUUGUGUCCGUGAUCGGGGGGGUCAUAGGCCUGAUCAUUCUCAUCAUGGUGGUGAAAGCUGUGGUCCUCGCCGUCCUAAACAAGGUCCAGGAGAAGAACAAAGAGUGCCUUGUGAGCUCUUCAGGGAAUGACAACACAGAAAAUGGCCUCCCGGCUUCCAAAGCAGACAGCAAACCAACACCAAAGGCAUGAAAAAAGUGUGUAUGUGUACACAUACAAGCAUAUAUUGUAUAUGUGUACAUGCAUACACAAAUAUGACAGAUUGAAAGAAAGUCAUCACAAUGGACAGUUUUAUUCUCUUUACCUUAUGAAGAAAAAAAAUGCUAUGUAUAAAAAUGUAAAACAAUAUAUAAAAUAUAUUUUAGAUUUUGCUUGAGGAAAACUAUAAAGUGCUGCAGGCUGGAUCACACACACUUUGCUGAUCGUCAUAGAUGCAAAUGAUAGAUGAGGAUUUAGUGUGCUUGCAUCCUGCUCUAACUAGUCUGUAAGACACAGCAUACACACACUGCCUUUGUUCAGUGGAAUCCCUCACAAACUCAUGAAGGAAUAAAAGACACACAGGAAGAGGGAAGUCAUUUAUGCAUGCAAAACCAUGGGUGCCUCUUCGAAUUCUAAUAUGUUUACCACAAAUCCAAGCAGCUAACAGAGUCUGAUUGUUAAUCACUCCCACUAAUUUUACAAAUUAUUAUUAGGUCAUAAAGAAUAGGGUAUGAGUGCACUACAAGGCCAGAAACAUACUGUACACAAGUACAGACACCAGUGCUUGCAUUGCAGUUUGUUCUGGCCUACAACCACCGACAUACACAGAAAAGAUGUGUCUGACAACCACCCUUACAACAAUCGAGAGCUCAUUGCAGAUUUGAUGCAAAUUUUCCACUCUUUAUUUUCAGAUGGAAAUGAGGUUGUGAUUUGCCGCAAAUGUUUGCCAGAAGAUUGCAGCAAACCUUUGGCAACAAUGGACAAUUUGUUGCAAAUUUGCCAUGAACUCUCGAUUUUUGUAAGGGCAGGCUUUGAUUUGCUUUGCAUGCUUUUUAGGGACUGGCCAAUCUGAAAUACCUUAUAAUGGAUAAUGAAGUGGCAUAAAAAAUUUUUUUUAAUAAUUGCACAAAGUUUGUACGAAGGCUGUAACUCUGUGUGGACUUACGGGAGAUGUGUAAAGUCAACCAAUCAGAUUAUGCCAUUAAUCAAAUAUGCAUGCUGUUGCACCCCCUUGAGAGUGCAGCAUGUACUUGCAUUGCGAUAUGAACUGCAUUUUAAUUUCGGAACGCAAAGAUGCAUGAAAUCGAGCAUGCGUAACUAGAAGCAGUUGCAUUCACAAACUUCAAUAGAGUAUGUUUCCGGACUAAAAGCAAAGUUUAAAUCGUUUUAAAGAAAAAAUUCCAUCAUUUUCAAAUGACUUCACUUACAAAAACAUCUAGAGUUCUGACAAACUUGCUGCAGAUUUCCCACUGAUUAUUUGCAUAUGCAAAUGAGUUUGUGAUUCGCCAGAAGUUUGGAGCUCUUUUCCAGUAGUGGUUAACCUGCAGAAAACCUUUGGCGACAAUUAAGAGUUUGCCACAAACUCAUUUGCAUGUAAAAAUAAUGACUGGCUAAUUUCCAGCAAGUUUGCCAGAACUCUUGAUUUAUGUAAGGGUUAACGGGGACACAGAUAAGGGGUGUAUAUUCGGGAUCCAGCCCAGCACUGUUUAUUCUUUUCUUUUUUCUUUUUUUAUUUGCUUUAGGUAAAACACAGGUGCCUGUAAAUGCUUCAAGCUCCACAUGCUUUUCCAGGAGCCUUCAAAUGCUAUAUAGAUAAAUUAUUUACACAGUUGCUUACUCAAGAUGCUACGAAGGCUCUGAACCACACGGUGAAAAAAAAUAAAUAAAAUAAAAUAAGAGUGAAAAAUUAAAAAAAUAAAUAGUGUCUCAGUUCCUUCCUGAGCCUAAGUCUUAUUUUUUUUUUUCUCUCUCUUCCUAAAAAAUGAUUUUCUCUCUUCAAAUAAAAAAAAAAAAAAAAAAAAAAAAAAAUCAGGUUACAUAUGUUUGAUAUGGCAUUCGUUGUCGUGUAACAACUGGAGUUAUUUUUUUUUUUUUGAAAUUGUUGGUCUUUCUAAACCAUCUAUGCCAUUUGCUCAGUGUUACAUGGUGGAAGCGAAGGAAUGUAUUGAGGGAAACAUGGGGAAAUUAUUAUUAUGUCUGUCCUUUUCAAGUGUUAGGGGUACACCUGGUAAUGUUAAUAUUGUUGUAAACAAAAAGAUCAUUUAUAAAUUAAAUCCUCACGACUGAACGGGGAUGUCAUGUGCAGACUUUCAUGGUGGAAUUUAAUUAUAAUGAUAUAUUUAUUUUUUAGGAUUUAAUUAUAAAUGAUCUUUUCGAUUACAUAUUUACUGAUAGUGGCACCUGGUGGCCAAGGUUGGUACCGCAUGCAUUUUUUUGAAGAGAGAAAAAAAAACAUUUUGAAGAGAGAAAAAAAAAUUUGAAGAGAGAAAAAAACAUUUUUUUGAAGAGAAAAAAAAAACAAUUUUGAAGAGAAAAAAAUGUAAGACUUAGGCUCAGGAAGGAACUGAGACACUAUUCUUUUUUUUUCACCAUUUUUUUUUUCCUUUUUUUUUUUUUUUUUUCUCCUUGCGGUUCAGAGCUUCCAUACGAUGCAAAAAAGAAAAAGAAAAGAAAAAAACACCUUAAAAUAUAAAGACAAUCCCCAGAAAACAACUCCCCAUAGGAACUUCUGAAGCUGCUUUAACAAAAAUAACCAAUAACUUUUCUUAAACGCAUGUGAAUGAUUUUGAACAUCUAUUGUACUAUGUAUCCAUUUCUCCAUACUGUGCUCUCCUGUCUUUCUUCACACGAUCUGGACAUGACGUGAUCAAUCAGUGCUUGUAUGCAAUGCCACCCUUGCUAGUACGUCUUUUACAUGUCUGACACACAGACUUGGCAUGUUUUGCCACUGUAGUGAAAAUGGUAAAGCUUAUUAUGCCAUCAAAAUUCCACAGGGCACCAAGAUGCAUCAGAAUCUGCCAUUGUUGCCCAGUGCAAAUUUUGACUUUUGAAUUAGCAAGUUAGCAAUUAGCAAUUAGCAAUUAGCUUCUGUGUGCCUAACUACACUUAUAAUACAUUCACUGAUCCUCAUAGAAGAUGUGCUGAAGCUAUUAUUAUUUAUACCAUCAUAUUAUAUGGAUAAAACUACAAGAGUUCUGUGACAAGAUAUAACAGUAAUGCACUGUUAUACUUGAUAUAACUCUGGCUAAUUACAGUUAACCUGUAUCGAGCUUAAGCACAAAUCUCCAAAAUCUUCUUGUAGAUCUGAUUAGCUUGUUGCUAAUUCUCAAAAACACAAAAUAGCAAAUAGUUUUGAUUGGUUGUGGGACUUUGUUUCAUUAAAAAUGUUAUGACACUGUAAAGGGAGUUCUGUUUAUCAAAUCAAGACAAUUUUCGAAAUAUUUAAUUGGUUAUUUAAAGGUGCACUCAGUAACGUUUUGCUCAUGUCUUCUUGGACUUACAGUGACACCUAGUGGUGUGGAUGCAGCAUCAUUCAAAAUCAAUAGUUUUCAGUUACAGAUGCCACUGUAGAAAUUCACAAUUCACAAUCAACCAUGAUUAAUUUAAUCCAAGAGUGAAAGUGUCCAAUAAAAAACACGGUUAUUGAGUUAAGCGAGUAGUAUUCAGCUGGUCACGUGAUUCUAAAAUGGCAACCCCCAUGAGGGCGCCCCUACACCAUGUAUAAUAAAACAGAUUUAAUAAGGUUACUGAUAUGUCUAGAGUCCUCAUCUCAUUUGAGUGGUCAUGAUGUUUGUUUCAAAAUUACAAUUUCUUUAGGAGUAAAACUUUUUUUAAUGGGGAAAAAAAUUCCGAGUGCACCUUUAAGAUUCAAGUGCCAAAAACAGAGGAUGGUUUACUGUCUUAUUUUGUAUUUUCUAUAUUUAUGUUUGUUUCUUUGUCUUUUUUGUUUGUUUGUUUGUUGUUUGCUUUGUUUGUUUGUUUGUUUGUUUUGGAAAACCCAUAAGUGCACAAUGCUCAUUCAAAUCCAUAUUGCCAUAUCUGGUUUAAGUGUAAAUGUAUUGACAAAAUCAUAACAAGCAAUGAAUGUCACUGCGAUUACUCUGCAAAAAUGCAAAGAAAAUCCCUCACUAGUCUUCCCGCCAUAUCCCAAAGAUGAAUGUACUGUAUGUGGCAUCAGUUUGUAGUUAUGGCAGAGUUAAGAGGCAAUGUUUCUGGGCACUUUAUUUUGUAGAUAAAUGUAACAGUAUACGGUAUAAUUAAUGUAGAGCUAUGAGAAGAGAAGAGCUAUGUAGAUUCUAUCGCAGGAUAUUUCAAGAAUAUGUAGUGGUAUAGCUACAGUGGUGAUAUUGAGAAUAUCCGAACAGGAAUAAUUAGACUUUUUGAAUGGCUAUUUCUCUAAUAUGUGCACAUAGUUAGAAGUCUUCCAAAACACUUGACUUUCUUUUAGAAAUCAGGGGCUUCGGCAAUCUCAACAGUUUGGGAUCCUUUUGAUAGAGCAGUAUGAAAUCCUUACUUCACGCUUUUAUUCGAUAUUCAGUCUGGAUAAUUGUGAUUCAUUCUUUUGUUUUACUCGGAAAAUUGUCUUUUUUGACAAUAUGUAUUGCAACACCUCAUUACAGGAAAAGUUCACCCAAAAAUAAGAAUUCUGUCAUUGUUUAUUCAGUAUCAUGGCAUUCCUGUAUUGUUCCCAUGAGAUGUUCCCAUGAUGUUUCAAACCUGUAUUUAUUUUUUCAGUGGAUCACAUAAGUAGAAAUUUCCAUACAAUAAGCUCCAAAAAAAGGUAGAUCAAGCAAGCGAUUUGCAUCUGCGCACUUUUUCUAUUCUUUUUCUAUGUCAUAAUGCGCUAGAUGGACAUUUGUUGACUAUUUUGUUGCGCUCAGCUUCUAAUGCAGGAGUGCCGUGUUAUUUAGACACUGUUUCAGGUUAAAAAGAACAUGUCAUUUUAAAUGUCUCGAGACACUUGCGUUCUGCUAUAUGCUUUGUGCUGCAUCUAGCGGAAGAACACAUUCAGUGUGGACUUCCCCUAACACAGCAUUUUUUAAUUCUGGAUGCAAGCUUUGCAGGAGGAUAAAAUUAUCAGUGAAUAAUGACUUGAAUUUUGGUCUGUUCUAGGGUUGCCAAUUGUCCCGUAUUAGCUGGGACGUCCUGUAUUUUGGUUGGAAUUGUACCGUAUUUUAGGGUCGAGAGGCUCAAGAGAGAUGGCGAAACGCUCGAGGGGGACAGUUAAUUUGUGUUAAGAUCAGUGAUGAUUUAGAGAAAGGGUUUGGUGCCGCUCUGUCCAAUAGAUGCACUGUACAAACUAGUCAGUUUAUAGGGGCUCUCAUUUGGCCUCUUAAAUGUAUUUAUGGGCGAAAUUUUUCACAUAUUAUGCUUCAUGCAGCUUGUAGCCUUUUGUCAUUUACAGUAAGUGUGUUUAUGGAUUAAAACAGAAUCAUAAACAACGAGAUUACGUAAAUCAGCAAUACUAUAAAAAAAAAUAAAAAAUAAAAAAGGAAAAUGUAAAUAUAUAACAGUGCCUAUGGCCCUCAAGAAUGGACUGUUGAACGCAAAAUGGCACCUUGAACUUCUAUCAGAGCUUCUUUUUUAUUAUUUUGCUUUUUCUUUUACUAUAGUUUUUUAAACCAACUCCUGUGCUGUUCAAUGUUUGACUUUAUAUAUAGUUAUAGAGCUUAUUUCUCAUAACUACUUUGAUUCCACUCUGAUAUUUACAGUACUGAUUGUAAAGAUGCAUAGCAGUUUUAUUAGAAAUGUUGAAUGUUGGUUUGUCUUGUUAUGUCUGCAGGAAUGUUUGGCUCUGAUCUGGGCUCAGCUAGUAAUGUCUGUGCAGGCGAGCCACUGCAGAUAGCUGCAGUGUUGCAGUGCAUAGCAUAUGCUAAGAGUGCUGCACAGAACCAUGCAUCUGCAGGCGUUAGGCUGUGUUUCUCUCCGGAUCUGUGCACUUGAAGGGAUAGCCUAUAGCAGGGAUAUUGAAAGGUUAUAUCUAGUUUAAAUUCAACAGAGCAUAUUCAUACUCAACUACUUUACACCCUAACACUGGGAGGCUGAAUAAAUUCAACCUAAUACAAUGCAUGUUACAUACUUAGAUCUAACAAUUAAUAGUAAAUAUGUAUGGCUGCAAUUUAACACAGGCUGUUUGACCUUGGUAGAAAAAUAAUAUAAGACUUACUUCAAAAUCUGCCUCAUAUGCACAGUUAUUCUCUGUAUUUUGCAAAGAGAUAAUUUAUUCUAUGUAUGAAAAGAUAAUUCCCAUAAGUGCAGUGUCCAAAACCUCUUAUGCACUCUUUUAGAAUUCUUGUACUACAUUAAUUUGAGUACUUUUGGCUCUUCCGAUCUGCUGAUUUGAUUUUAAUCAGGCACAGAUUGUUAUUUGUUAAAAAAAAAAAAAAAAAAAAAAAAAAAGCUUACAAAAUAA
Messenger RNA from Myxocyprinus asiaticus (Chinese sucker), 7320 nucleotides. RefSeq names its product sodium channel subunit beta-4-like. The coding region runs from base 420 to 1121 and encodes 233 amino acids. Gene Ontology annotation, molecular function: transmembrane transporter binding; sodium channel regulator activity. Gene Ontology annotation, biological process: cardiac muscle cell action potential involved in contraction; regulation of ventricular cardiac muscle cell membrane repolarization; regulation of sodium ion transmembrane transporter activity. The transcript has 5 exons. The record is from RefSeq and is a predicted model, not a curated record. Gene Ontology annotation, cellular component: membrane; voltage-gated sodium channel complex. NCBI's taxonomy places the organism in Eukaryota, Metazoa, Chordata, Actinopteri, Cypriniformes, Catostomidae.